AUGGCGAUUCACACGACAUUAACCUUAGCCAUUAUUGCUUUAGUUUCAUCAUUUGCUAAUGCCUAUGAUCCAAGCCCUCUUCAAGACUUUUGUGUCGCGGCAAAUGACCCCAAAGCCACUAUUUUUGUGAAUGGAAGGGCAUGCAAAGACCCGAAGCUUGUAACAGCAGACGAUUUCUUCACCUCGGGUCUUAAUACUUCUAAGUUACCCGCAUUCACGGGUUCAACAUACAGUGCGGCUAGCAUUAACGAAAUACCUGGACUUAACACUCUCGGCCUCACUUUGAUCCGCAAUGAUUUUGCACCAAAUAGCGUCACUCCGCCCCACAUUCACCCUCGAGCAACUGAACUUGUCCUCAUCUUAGAAGGAACGGUUUACUUUGGGUUUGUGACCGCUGAUCCAAGUGACAGAACCAAAAAUCGUGUUUAUGCAAAAACAUAUAGUGCUGGAGAUGUUUUCGUCACCCCACAAGGUCUCAUUCACUUUGGGGCUAACAUUGGAGCUGGAAAGGUAAGUACUAUUGCGGUUUUUAAUAGUCAAGAUCCUGGGUUUAAUUUUAUACCCGAUCAGCUCUUUGGAUCAAAUCCACCAAUCUUAGAUGAUGUAUUGUCCAAGGCUUUUAGAGUGGAUAAGAAAGUGAUAGAUCAAAUUAGAGCAGAAUUCUCUUAG
Ipomoea nil (Japanese morning glory) is the source of this 669-nucleotide messenger RNA. Its product is annotated as putative germin-like protein 2-1. The transcript is spliced from 2 exons. Gene Ontology annotation, cellular component: cell wall. NCBI's taxonomy places the organism in Eukaryota, Viridiplantae, Streptophyta, Magnoliopsida, Solanales, Convolvulaceae. The record is from RefSeq and is a predicted model, not a curated record. Gene Ontology annotation, molecular function: manganese ion binding. Bases 1 to 669 code for a protein of 222 amino acids.